AUGAUGGGCGUCUGGCACAUGGCAGCCCUGGCUGGCUUGGCCACUGCUGUUCCUCGGAAUAUCAUGAUGCCCACAUCGCUCGAUAUCCAGAAGGACUACUCGAUCCGCAAUGUGGCCGCCACCAUCGCCAGAGACGCCAUGACGUACUACAAGGGCAACACGUCGUCAGCCACGUCGGUGGCGGUCGGGGACCUGUCAGACCCGUACUACUGGUGGGUGGCCGGCGCGCUCUGGGGCGGCAUGCUGGACUACUACCACUACACCGAGGACGCGAGCUACAACGACGAGGUCCUGCAGGCGCUGACGUCUCCGCACAACCUGGGGCCCAACUUCGACUACGUACCGCCCGAGCACGCCUCCGAGGAGGGCAACGACGACCUCUACUUCUGGGGGUCGGCGGCGCUGGCGGCGGCGGAGCGCAACUUCCCGCAGCCGGACGAGUCGAUCCCGUCCUGGCUCGACAUCGGCGCCAACGUCUUCGAAUCGCUGCGCAGCCGGUGGAACACGACGGCCUGCCGCGGCGGCGGCCUGGCCUGGCAGAUCUACCCGGACAACCCCAACGGCAUGGACUACCGCAACUCCAUCACCAACGGGGGCUUCUUCCAGAUCGCCUCGCGCCUGGCCCGCGCCACCUCCAACGCCACCUACGCCGACUGGGCCGCCAAGGUCUGGGACUGGUCGUGGGACGUCGGCUUCAUCGACCACGACUCGUGGCACGUCUGGGACGGCGCCGGCGCCGACCAGGACUGCUCGCAGCUCAGCCGCUCGUCCUACACCUACACCAGCGGCGUCUACCUGUACGGCGCCGCCGUCAUGGCCAACCACACCGCCGGCGACGCCGGGGCCACCGACGACCGCGGCAGCAACGUCUGGGCCGUCCGCGCCGCCCGCCUCCUCGACGGCGCGGAGUGGUUCUUCGGCCCCUAUCCCAACGCCACCGACAUCAUGUACGAGGGCGCCUGCGAGCCGGACAACUCGUGCAACGCCGACAUGGAGACGCACAAGGCCUACCUCGCCCGCAACAUGUGGCAGGCCUCCGUCAUGCUGCCCGACCUCAAGCCCAAGGUCCACAGGCUACUCGGCACCUCGGCAAAGGCCGCCGCCGCCACCUGCACGGGGGGCGACUCGGGCACCGCCUGCGGCAUGAAGUGGUACACGGGCGCCUACGACGGCCACGUCGGCCUGGGUCCUCAGAUGACCGCCCUCGAGACCAUCCAGGGUCUCCUGGCUGACAAGGCCGAGCCGCCUCUGCGGGGUGAUGACAUCCACACUGUCCGUCACGUCAACUGGGCUGCUGUCGACCCGUACAGGACGGGUAACUAG
This is a messenger RNA of Geosmithia morbida, 1323 nucleotides long. RefSeq names its product mannan endo-1,6-alpha-mannosidase. Gene Ontology annotation, biological process: carbohydrate catabolic process; fungal-type cell wall biogenesis. NCBI's taxonomy places the organism in Eukaryota, Fungi, Ascomycota, Sordariomycetes, Hypocreales, Bionectriaceae. The transcript is spliced from 2 exons. Gene Ontology annotation, molecular function: mannan endo-1,6-alpha-mannosidase activity. Bases 1 to 1323 code for a protein of 440 amino acids. The record is from RefSeq and is a predicted model, not a curated record.